Messenger RNA from Fibroporia radiculosa, 1737 nucleotides. RefSeq lists its product as uncharacterized. The coding region runs from base 1 to 1737 and encodes 578 amino acids. Gene Ontology annotation, molecular function: flavin adenine dinucleotide binding; NADP binding; N,N-dimethylaniline monooxygenase activity. Lineage: Eukaryota; Fungi; Basidiomycota; Agaricomycetes; Polyporales; Fibroporiaceae. The transcript has 8 exons. The record is from RefSeq and is a predicted model, not a curated record.
AUGUCUGUAGACUACCAGCAAAUUGCUGACAGCUGGCUACGCGAGUUCGCGCGCGCUGCGUUCACGGGAGACGUUAACAACACAGUGCAAACGUUCCUCCCUCAUGGAUGGCUUCGAGACGCUCUUGUAUUUACUUGGGACACUCGCUCUCUAGAAGGUCGCGAUAGUAUCGCGGCAUACCUCUCCGAUACUCUCUCUGCUGCUCAUCUAUCGAACUUUAAACUAGAUGAACAGCCUGGGUUGCGCGCGGAGCCCGCUCUCGAUGGCAAUGCAAUCGCGGCCGGAUUCACAUUUGAAAUGCCUGACCGUCGAGCCCAUGGUUACGUCUACUUGCUCCGGGAAGAGGAUUCUGGUGAAUGGAAGGCGUUGACGUUGUUCACCAAUCUUGAGGACAUCAAAGGCUAUGAAGAGAUAGGUCCAGAGCCAGGGUCAUAUGGUGGACAUACACUGGCUUGGGAGGAAGUGAAUGGCUCUAGACGAGCUAGAAUCGAGAAUGAUCCAUACGUUUUAAUCUUGGGUGCGGGACAGACGGGUCUACAAAUCGCGGCACGUUUCAGGCAAAUGGACAUCCCAACUGUGGUUUUAGAGAAGAACAAGAGAGUAGGAGACCAAUGGCGGCAGCGCUACCCGACACUGUCGCUGCACACUACGCGCAACCACCACACACUGCUUUACCAGCCUUACCCUCGGAAUUGGCCCCUGUACACCCCCCGGGACAAGGUUGCAGACUGGCUGGAACAGUAUGCGCAGUCGCAGGACCUCAUCGUAUGGACUAGUUCUCAGAUCCUGCCGACACCGACGUAUGACGCGGUCCGUCAUCGGUGGGACGUUGUCGUCGACAAGGACGGCACUUCUGUCAGGCUGCGUCCAGCGCACAUCGUCGUUGCCACUGGGUUCCUCGGCCCGCCGCGCAUACCUGAAGUCCCUGGCAGGAACGUUUUCAAGGGUACAGUUAUGCACGCCAGUGCGUACAUGGGCGGCCGCCCGUUUGUGGGCAAGCGCGCUAUCGUCGUUGGUGCGGGGAACACGUCCGCCGACAUCUGCCAGGACCUUGCCUUCCGUGGGGCACAAGAGGUGACAAUGGUGCAGCGCUCGUCAACGUGCGUAAUAUCUAUAGGAACAGUGAAGGAAGCUAUGGAUGAGCAUUAUCCCGACGGGAUGCCGUCUGACGUUUGUGAUCUGCGUUUUAACGCUAUGCCGCUUGCUUUGCAGCGACGGAUGGCUCGUGCUAGAGAGGCAGAGAUGUGGGAGAAUGAGAAGGAGCUGCACGCGAAAUUGCGCGGGAGCGGUUUGAAGUUAAACAUGGGUAGGGACGGUUCGGGACAGCACUUCCUGAUUUUCGAGCGAGCUGGAGGUUUCUGGAUCGAUGUCGGUGUAGCAGAUAUCAUUAAUUCAGGCAGAGUCAAGGUGAAGCAAGGUAUCGAGAUCGAGCGCCUUACGGAGAAUGGAGCUCUGUUCACGGAUGGCUCAGAGCUUGAGGUUGAUUUGGUUGUGCUUGCAACGGGCUACGCUGAUUGCCGUGUGAGCCUGAAGGAAGUCUUUGGGGAUGAUAUCGUUGCACGUACUCCAUAUCUUUGGGGCAUGGAUGAGGAAGGGGAGCUCCACGGUUGCUAUAGGCCAUCUGGGCAUCCAGGGUUGUGGUAUACUGGUGGUGACUUCGCUAUGUCCCGAUUUCUGUCGAAACAACUGGGUCUGCAAAUCAAAGCAUCGGAGCUGGGUUUGAGGCCAUUUAUCUAA